This is a messenger RNA of Tupaia belangeri chinensis (Chinese tree shrew), 3102 nucleotides long. RefSeq names its product PWWP domain containing 2B (gene PWWP2B). The coding region runs from base 791 to 2356 and encodes 521 amino acids. Gene Ontology annotation, cellular component: nucleoplasm; nucleus. The record is from RefSeq and is a predicted model, not a curated record. The transcript is spliced from 3 exons. Lineage: Eukaryota; Metazoa; Chordata; Mammalia; Scandentia; Tupaiidae.
GGGACCAAGGUCAUUGCAACAGGCCAGGGCCCUGGAUACAGCCGGUUAAGGGUCCUCCUCUCAGUUCCCCUCCCCGCACCUCCCCCCGCCGGGUGUUGCUCCGGUGCCUUCAACUAAGUAAAAACCCCGGAGUUUUAUGCGCAAGUGCUUGGGGGAAGUUAGGGUCUUUACUCCCAGUCACUGGGGUGGGGGUUCGGCGUCCGCUAGGCGCCGCCACCUUCCUUUCAUCCCCAGCCUGGCCAUCGCGGGAGGGCUGUGCGUCCUGGGGAGACCCUUCCUCGUUCCGGAAGGCAGUUCAUUCCAUUGUAAACUGGUCAUGGCGCUCCCGCGUCGCUCGAUCACCGCGACCAGAGGAGAUGCGCCCGACUUCUCCGAACUGAGUUGCCCUCCCGAACUACAUAGUGCCGGUCACCCUUGGGCGCGCAGGACGGCCUGGAGCCAGGAACGCGCCUUCUUGUCGCCCAAGGAGGCGCCAAGCACCCAGCGGUAGCCCUAUGCCCCGCCUCCCCCAACGCAGCAAGAGUGAGACUAGGCCUCUGCCGGGCGCCAGCCCCUGACCCCUCGGCGCCUCCCGUCUCCUCCUUCCGAUCCGGCCGAGUUCGUGAGCGAGACUCCAGGGACUUCCUCCCCGCACUGCCGGGUGGUCACUGGAGCCCUGUACCCGGUCGCUUCCGGGGCACCCUGGUCUGGCCUUUUUGGCCUGCCUCCGUCAGCUCCGCUGCCCCAGGCUGAUGACCCCCCUGCCAACAGCUGCCAUGGCCAGGCCCCUGAGCAGGGAGAUGGGGAGUCAAUGCAGCUGGGGACAGCCUCCCCGCCUCCUCCCCACGCAGACCAGCCCCCGGAGACCACUGGCCCCGAGCCACCCCCACCCCUCGUGCCACCACUGCCUGCUGGGAGUCUGCCUCCAUACCCUCCAUACUUUGAAGGCGCCCCCUUCCCUCACCCACUCUGGCUGAGAAGCACAUAUAAGCAGUGGGUGCCACAGCCACCCCCCAGGACCAUCAAGCGGACCCGGCGGCGUUUGUCCCGCAACCGUGACCCAGGCCGGCUUAUCCUGAGCACCAUCCGCCUACGGCCGCGUCAAGUGCUCUGUGAGAAGUGCAAGAGCACCCUGAGCCCCCAGGAGGCCAGCCCUGGCCCCCCAACCACCUCCAGGGCCCGCCGGAGAUUGAGCAGUGGCCCAGAGAGAGAGCACCAGAAGCCCGAGGAGCCAGAGGACGGUGAUCCCACGGCUAUGGCCACAGUUCCCACGAGGCGGAGCAAGAGAGAGAGGCGGGAGGAGGACAGAGCCCCUGUGGAGCAGGUUCCACGGAGCCCUGUCAUUAAGAUCUCCUAUAGCACACCCCAGGGCAAGGGCGAGGUGGUCAAGAUCCCUUCCCGAGUGCACGGAUCUCUGGAGCCCUUCUGCCCCCAGCAGGCUCUGCAAAAUGGAAACCAGGACGCUGCAGCGCUACGGGACUCUGAACCCAGGGGUGGUGGAGACAGGCCUCCUGGAGGGCCCUUGGCCACCAUCCCCAAGCUGAAGCUCACACGGCCUGUUCCUCCCAGCUCAGACCUGCCACCUCCCAAGAUCCGCCUGAAGCCCCACCGCCUGGGAGAUGGCGAGCGUGAGCCCGUGUACCGGGCUGAGCUGGUAGAACAGCUGAAUGGCUGUAGGCAAGGCCACCAGGCUGGCUCACCGGCUCUCUUUGCGGAUGGCCCUGCCCAGGGGUUGGCAGACUUGUCUUCUGGAAGUUCUGGUGAGGACGAUGACUUCAAGAGGUGUCCCCAAGGUAAACAGGGACGUGAUGACUUGGCUUUUCUUGUCAACUGCCCUAAGAGGAGAGCAGAUUGUGCCAGUGAGUCAGUGUGCAGCAGCGACAGCCUGGAUGAAUCCAAAUCAUCUAGCUCAGAAGUCACGUCACCAGACACGGGUGACCUCUCAUCCGGCGAUGGUGCUUCUGUGCCUUCCUCUUCUGGAGAUGCUCACCAGACGGUUCCGCCCCUAACGGUCAGGCUGCAUACACAGAGCGUCUCUAAAUGUGUUACCGAAGACGGAAGGACAGUGGCUGUAGGGGACAUCGUAUGGGGUAAGAUUCAUGGUUUUCCUUGGUGGCCAGCCCGUGUCCUUGACAUCAGCCUUGGCCAGAAGGAGGACGGAGAGCCCUCUUGGCAAGAAGCGAAAGUCUCGUGGUUUGGUUCUCCAACUACAUCAUUCUUGUCUAUUUCAAAACUCUCCCCUUUCUCUGAAUUUUUCAAACUGAGAUUUAACCGUAAGAAGAAGGGGAUGUAUCGGAAAGCUAUAACCGAGGCUGCAAAUGCUGCGCGACAUGUGGCCCCAGAAAUAAGGGAGCUCUUAACCCAGUUUGAGACGUAACGUUGGUUCGCUAACUAGGUCACCGUCGGUGAGAGCACAGCUGUUGUCCUGGAACUUCUGACUUCCACCCGAGGGACCCCCAUGUGCCUUCUGGCCAGCCGUGGGCACAUACACACUGGGCACAGUGGUCAGCUUGGUGUGAGGCCAUCAGAGAGGAGCAGGUGUGUCAGGGAGAGGACAACCCAGUGCACGGUGGCGCCUUUCGGCUGAAUGUAUUUAUUCCUGUGACACAGACUUUAACUUACCUGGUUUGGGAAGUAGCCAGGAACUCGAAGAUGUGCUUGCUGCUGCUGCUUCCCAUGCUAGGGGGCAUAGACAGCCCACCAGGCUCAGGGCAUCCCAUGGAGGACUAGGGCCAGCUGCCUGGUCUCUGGCUGCUAGUGUGGGUGGCCAUGCCCAGCCAUGGAGCAUCCUCCUGGGUUGCCCUGAAGGCUUCAGGAAAUUGCAUGUGAAGGGUUCUCCUUCCCAAGCCCUUGAGUGCGAGGUCUCUGUGCACUUGAAAGCCGGGAACCCGCCAUGCCUUCCCCUCCAUGUUCAUCCAGAGCAUGGGUCCCACUGAGCACCCAGCACUGGCCUGCAAGGCCACCUUGAGAGAUGCUGCUAUGAGUUACCAGUACUGUGUGGAGGGGGGAGGCGCUGCCAUUGCAGAAACAGGCUUAAACAUUAAAAGGAAAAAAAAAUAAUAAAACUUGCUCUGUUGUUUAUAAGAGUGCAUUUCUUCCCCCUCCCUUUUGUCACUUUAAAGA